CGCUUUCGUGCCAUGACAAAGAUCCCCAGUGUUGCGGAAAGAGCUGGAGCCAUGACAGGAAAAAGGCACAGCAAGGUUACAAAAAUGAUAAGAGACAUCCCUCAUCACAGCAAUAAAGGAGCAAAGACGGUAGGUUUCAUGUUCAACAGCUUCAGUGUGGGUAGGCUUUUUAUUAUGUUACAGGGCAAGCUUUGAAAGGCUUUGGUACAGUUGUAAACAAAAAUCCUUUGACUGAGAUGCUUAGUGUCUGGCGGUUCUGACAUGUUUCUUCAGAGUCAUGAGAAAGAACUGACUGAUGAGAGAAAUCUGACUGACCGAAGUGGUUGGUGGAAGGACACAGUUAAGAACACGCCAUACCCUGGCAGUUACCACAUUCGUGAUUUCAUAGAGGAGGCAAGCCUCAGUCCUGUGAGAAUGACCUAUGGGUUUAUGGACACAGGCCGCAACAGCCGGACUGUGUGUAUGCGGAGCGGGACCAUGCUCCUGCCAGGAGCUUACAGCUUCACUGACUGUACUCAAGAAGCUCUCCGACGUCGAGCAUCCUACUCCUUUAAGAGCUGCCCAAGACCCGACAAGAACACCCUGGGCAUCCGGGAUAAAGUGGGUUACAGUUAAGCAGUAUACAGUAUUUUCUUCAUGGAUUAAUAAUAUUACUACAUAGUCGUAUACAUUGUUGUUCGCAUUAAAAUGAACGCUGUUUAGGAUGUGAUCGUGUAUUUUCCAGGACAUAGACCUCUCUCCAUGCCAUUAUAAUGUGACUGCGAAGCUUGUCCCCAAAUUACCUUGCAAGUACGGAGGUGUUUUUGAAC
Messenger RNA from Ictalurus furcatus (blue catfish), 809 nucleotides. RefSeq names its product sperm-tail PG-rich repeat containing 4 (gene stpg4). NCBI's taxonomy places the organism in Eukaryota, Metazoa, Chordata, Actinopteri, Siluriformes, Ictaluridae. Gene Ontology annotation, biological process: epigenetic programing of male pronucleus. The transcript is spliced from 2 exons. The record is from RefSeq and is a predicted model, not a curated record. Gene Ontology annotation, molecular function: chromatin binding; histone binding. Bases 262 to 615 code for a protein of 117 amino acids. Gene Ontology annotation, cellular component: germinal vesicle; male pronucleus; female pronucleus.